AUGGCGCCUCCCAUCACUGUUUUCGAGAAUCCAUGGCCGAAAGACAAGCCCAAGAUAUUGCUUCACGUUGCAGCCGCUAGGCACACCGAGAUUAUUGAGAUUUUCUUAAAGCUUCUUCCGUACUUCAAACAAGACGAGAAGGGCAACAUCCACGAUAAAGCCCUGGCGCUUUCGGAGUGGCGCUACACGUGCUACAUCCGCUUCCUCGAUUUCAGCGGAACAUCGCCGAAUGACUUUCCGCCGCCGUGGGAUGUUGCGAUUAUCUGGUAUUGCCAUCUGCUCUCGCCCAGUGGAUUCCACCGUCAUUUAUGGGAUAACUGCCAUUCUUCCUACGGCCUAAACCACAACCAGUUUCCAAUCAUGCGUCUAUUGCAUCUCGCCAAGUCCGGAAAGUGGACGGACACGAAAGCUCAGAAGAAAUGGGCGUCCUUCAACAGGAAGAAAAUUGGCCCGCAUCUUCCCUUUCAACUUUGGAGAUCUCCGCCGUGGGAGGAUAAACGAAAGCUGGGCAUAUUUUCUGUCCUAUCUACUAAAAAGUCGAACAUACAACCCGAAGAAGACCCAGGUAUCGUCAUGUACAAUAUUUCUGGAAAGCUCUGCACGACUUUCAAACAGGACAAGUGGACACUCUCCGAGUGGACGGACAUCAGGACGGGCAAGAGACUGGAAACAUGUCUAAAAGCCAGCAUCCACAGCAGCCGCGGGCAAAGAUGCGAGUUGGCCAUGUGGCCGAGUCUGCAGGAUCUUAGGGAUACGCUGGACCGCCAGAUCGGCUUUUGGAAAGCUACAAUCCAAGCGCGGGACGCGCAGAAGAACUUUAAUCAUAUUGUGGAGGAGUCAGUCAAGGAUUACGAGCGCUUCAUAAAGCUGCUCGGGCGACCCGCGGAAGGGACGUUCACGUCCCGCCCGCUAGAAUAUGACAUGGACACGAUAGAGAAACCAGGCUCCAUGCCAGACAGGAACCGGGAGUUCGUGCCCCCGAAUCUCGUCAUUGACCUGCUAUGGCACACGCACCGGCUGUACCCCGCGAACUACUGGACCUGGAGCUUUGCCGUCGCGAGGAGACUCAUCGACUAUGCACCAACGCCGUCGGCUGCCGCGGCGAGGAGAACCCUUGCGGAAACGAGAAUGGAGUGGAGGAAAAAAUACGACGAGGAGUGUACGGAGCAGUUUGCAAUGGACGAGGAUGGCGUGGAAGAUUACAUCCCUGAUGCGGCGGUAGUUCCACCAGGUCACCCAGCCCGGGUGAAAGCGAAAUGGAUUCUGGGCGGUGUGAACCCGGUCAGGGAGAGAAGGACAUACACCAAGGGGCAGUAUUAUGUUUUUGAGGGCGUAUGGGUUUCUUUCGAAGGUAGCGAUGCUGGCGGGGGUGACGGCGGCGGUGGUGAUGGAGGCGGGGGCGGUGAUGGAGGUGGCGGAGGAGGCGAAUGA
Messenger RNA from Colletotrichum graminicola M1.001, 1431 nucleotides. RefSeq lists its product as uncharacterized. Lineage: Eukaryota; Fungi; Ascomycota; Sordariomycetes; Glomerellales; Glomerellaceae. Bases 1 to 1431 code for a protein of 476 amino acids. The transcript is spliced from 3 exons. The record is from RefSeq and is a predicted model, not a curated record.